This is a messenger RNA of Coregonus clupeaformis (lake whitefish), 2126 nucleotides long. RefSeq lists its product as uncharacterized. The record is from RefSeq and is a predicted model, not a curated record. The transcript has 2 exons. NCBI's taxonomy places the organism in Eukaryota, Metazoa, Chordata, Actinopteri, Salmoniformes, Salmonidae. Bases 1 to 1776 code for a protein of 591 amino acids. Gene Ontology annotation, molecular function: protein binding.
AUGUAUAUCUUUACUGCCAUAGCUCUGCUGAUAAACCUCUUAGUGCUGCUUUCCAUUGAAGAGCUGAUGGUUGGACUGUGUGUUGUUGUUGUUCUCAGUGAGACUUCACCCCUUCACCUGACAUCCAUCUGGGUCUUCACUCUGUGUGCCGUUUGGACAACAGCUGCAGGUGACCAGACUCCCGUCUUCAUCACUCCAAACACACCGACAGCCAGCGAGACGAACACACACACAACCAUCCUCCCUAGCAAAGACAGCCGUCCAACAGACACCAGGAGCCCAGACGGACAAACCUCCAGCAGCCGUCCAACAGACACCAGGAGCCCAGACGGACGUACCUCCAGCAGCCGUCCAACAGACACCAGGAGCCCAGACGGACGUACCUCCAGCAGCCGUCCAACAGACACCAGUAGCCCAGACGGACGUACCUCCAGCAGCCGUCCAACAGACACCAGGAGCCCAGACGGACGAACCUCCAGCAGCCGUCCAACAGACACCAGGAGCCCAGACGGACGUACCUCCAGCAGCCGUCCAACAGACACCAGGAGCCCAGACGGACGAACCUCCAGCAGCCGUCCAACAGACACCAGGAGCCCAGACGGACGAACCUCCAGCAGCCGUCCAACAGACACCAGGAGCCCAGACGGACGAACCUCCAGCAGCCGUCCAACAGACACCAGGAGCCCAGACGGACGUACCUCCAGCAGCCGUCCAACAGAAAGAUAUGAGAGGUUGGGGAGCUCCACACAGAGAGUCCCGGAAACAGGGACCGUGACGACCGUCGAAGGGACCAUCACGACCACUGCUGCCAUGACAACAAUAGUAACCAGUGCAAGUGUCGCUUCUCACACACCGCCUCACACCCCGCCUCACACCCCUCACACAGUCACAUCACCGGUGGCGACAAACCCCAUAGCAACAACACCAGUACCAACCCCCGCCCUCAAAAAGCCACCCUGCUGUCCGCGCCCCACUCGCAGGCCCACCCUUCCCCCUCAUCUGUUCAUAGGUGACGAGGAUGACUAUGACGACGAGUCUGAAGAAGAGGAGGAAGAGGAGGAAGAGGAGGAAGAGGAGGAAGGAGGAAAACUCAUGAAGGACAAUCUGUGUGACUUUGACCCCUGCUUGCACCUGCAGAGAACCUGUCCAGAGGUCAGGGAGGCCAAGGGGCUGAGCUGCCGCUGCCCGGGCCUGUCUCCAGCCUCUGUGACCCCUGACCCUGUGGUGGCGCUGGAGGUGUGGGGGGUGUGGCCUGAGGCUGUGAGGGUGCGCUGGUGCGCCCCUUACUCGGCUGUGAGUAAGUUUAGUGUGUGGGCGCUGAGAGAGAACGGCAGCGUGUUCAGCAACGGCAGCGUGAGCGCCUGGUCACGCCAGGCCAGCGUGUUCGGGCUAGAAGCGGGGCGGAGAUAUGGAGUGUGUGUGAGCGCACAGAAUGGAGCAGGAACAUCACACACCCGCUGUGUGCCUGUGUCCACCCCGGUGGGCGCGGAGGCAGUUAAGUUUUAUGUGCUGAUGGGGCUAUGUGCAGCCCUGGUGAUGGUGGUUGUUGUGUUGAGUGUGUGUCUUCACAGGAUCAGGAGGAGAGGCCCAUCGAUGAACACACACAGUCUUUUUGACCCGCAGGCUCACGCACUCCACCACCCACGCCUCACCAGCCUGGUUUCCAUUUCUAACCCUGCCUACACACACACCGACGAACACACUGCACCUCCCUCUGCACGCACACGCUACCCACAGGGAGACCGGCUAAAGUUAUCCACUAACGUGACGCGAUAAAUAAUAACACCUGUAACCGUCCCAUUACCACCCUUACCCACAUACCGACCUCCCUACAGCAGAUCGCACAUAUCAGCACCAGGCUAUGCAUCGUACCACUCACCCACACAGUACUCAACUGGCAUGUUCUCAUUCAAAUGAAGUGAUUUAAGAAAUACAUUCAAAUCGUUUUGUUUUUUUGUACAUCUCAUUUUCCAUUAAGUUGUAAUAAAAGUAUAUUUUUUAACUUGUAUUGUUUACUGUUGUAGAACCCUGCAGAGAAUGGAUAGGGAGGCUAUAUUUGCAUGAUCACGUGGUCCUCUGUAGCUCAGCUGGUAGAGCACGGCCCUUGUAACGCCAAGGUAGUGGGU